AUGAACUUGCUCGUGGAAGAGGAGGAGGAGGAGAACUUAGCCUCUCAUAUUAAGGAGCCCUCCGUGAACUCGGAUGACCCUCAGGAGCGGAUCCAGGCUCGGCGCCUUCGCAUCGCUGCACGCCAGGAAGCGCGGAGGCGGGAAGCACUUGGAGAGUCUCUAGAUCGGAAGAAGGAGAGUGAGGAAGACCAGUCCAAGAGCUUCAAACAGAAAGAAGAAAGCAGACUGAGGUUGUCCAAGCUGCUGCUCUGUGGCACUGAGCUGGUGACAAAUAUCCAAAUUGCUGCUGAUAUCAGAGAGACUCAUAGGAGGGUAGAUGAAGAUGAAGCAAAGCGUCAGAGAGUGGAGAAGCUGGAGAAUGAAAUAAAGACCAGUCAGGACAAGUUUUAUGACAUCACUGCAAAGUGGCAAGAUAGUAAGAUGAAGAGGAUUCCCCAAGAGCUGUGGGACUUACUCAACAGACAACAGCACCAAUGUGCUAUGCUGAUAGAGGAGAAGAACAAACUUAUUAAUGAUUUACAACAGGAGUUAAAAGGAAAAGAUGACCAAUAUGUGAAAGAUCUGAAGAAACAGGGUGACGACAUUACUCUGCUGCUAGAGAGGAUGGAAGAGCAAGUCAAGAAUUUAAUAAAGACCUUCCGUCAGGAGCUCAGUAAUAUUGAGAAAGCAUUUGAACAAGAGCGACAAGAGCUAUUGAUCAGCAAUAAGAAGAAAUGGGAGCGUGAGAUGCACAUUCACAAUUCCAAGGAGCUGGAAUAUCUGACAAGCCACAUGAAGAGAGUAGAGGAUUAUGAGAAGCAGUUGAACCAGCAGAGGGUUCGGGACUCAGAAGAGUACAACUCCAUCAAGAUCAAGCUGGAGCUGGAUGUGCAGAUACUAGAACAGCAGCUCCAGCAGAUGAAAGCAACUUAUCAGCUAAACCAGGAAAAACUAGAGUACAAUUUCCAAGUGCUGAAGAAAAGAGAUGAAGAGAACACAAUCAUUAAGUCCCAGCAGAAAAGAAGGAUCAACCGCUUGCAUGAUGUGCUGAACAACCUAAGAAUGAAAAUAGCGAAGCAGAUAAAGCAAUACCACGACGACAAUGUAACUCUGACUGCAGACUACAAACGCAUCGUGAUGCAAUUCAGGGAUUUGCAGAAAACCAUGCGGCAUUUUGCAAUUAUUAAUGACAAGCAGUUUCAGGAAGUUUGGCUAAUUAAUGAGGAGGAAGCAAAGGCUUUAGUGAACAAAGCCCUUGAUGCGGACAAAAUCAUCCAGUUACAGCAACUGGGGCUUCCCUGGACCAGACCCCACUACUGGUUCAUGGACAAUGUGGGGCCUAUUUCUCUUUGCAAGAAGAAGUCAGCCACAGAGUUAGUUCACGAGCUGCUGCUGAUGAUAGAGGAGGAGGAAGCAGAUGAAAGCCGAAAAUCAAGCUUGAAAGACCAAAAGUGCAGACUGUCUCUGCCAAAACACUUAUCUGCAAAGACUGUCAAAGUAAUACUGGAGAUUAUGUGUGAUGAGUCGGGUUUUCUGAUAGAGAGUAAAUUGCUGAGUCUUCUCCAUCCCCUUGAGAGGAAUGAAAGCUGCCUAUUGAGGCUAGACUCCAUCUUUGCUGCCCUUGGGAUCGAAAACGAAGAUGAUGUUUAUGCUCUGGUUCAAUUCUUCCUUGAGUUUCGAGCCAGGAGGGUGUCCUAUUUCCAGAACCAUGAGGAUGUGACUUCAGUUGCAGAGACUGAAGGCAUCAAAAAGGAAAGCUGUGUCCCAGAUGACCGCCAAGACCAACAACACCUUCUCCAUACUGCCCUCAUUCAUCCUAAUGAUGUUCUCAAGGCCCUGGAGGCUUAUGUUAUUAGUCAGCAGAAAAUCAGGUGGGCUCAGGCUCCAAUGCCAUUAAAAGUGGUGACGCACAGAGAGAUACGGGACGUCUCAAAGGACUCAGAAUACUGGGAUGCCCUAUGCCACAUCAUACCUCUCCCUAGACAGAAGCUAUGGGAUGCACUAAUUGACGCCUUCCAGAAAUACUACAACAUCCUCACCCAGCGGGCCAAGCUGCUGAGUGACAACGAGUUCCUCGAGCAGCAGAACACAGAGCUGCAGAUGCUGCUGCAGCAGUACAUCGAUUCCAGGAUAAACAUUGAAUUACAAGUCCCUCCCACCCAGGUAUUUCAAGAAUCCAUGAAAUAG
Trichosurus vulpecula (common brushtail) is the source of this 2166-nucleotide messenger RNA. RefSeq names its product dynein regulatory complex subunit 1 (gene DRC1). Gene Ontology annotation, biological process: axonemal dynein complex assembly; regulation of cilium movement; cilium-dependent cell motility. Lineage: Eukaryota; Metazoa; Chordata; Mammalia; Diprotodontia; Phalangeridae. The transcript is spliced from 17 exons. The coding region runs from base 1 to 2166 and encodes 721 amino acids. Gene Ontology annotation, cellular component: axonemal dynein complex; axoneme. The record is from RefSeq and is a predicted model, not a curated record.